UAAGUAUAUGAGAGUUACUCUAAUAUAAUAAUUAUUUUAUUUUACCAUCGUUAUUUAGACUUUACUGCUCCUACAUUAUCCUAAACCCACAAAUUUGACCCAAGUAGGAAUCCUAAUCCUUCCAAGCUUAUAAAAGCCCAUUGUAAACAUUAAAAACCCUUAAAUUCAUCCCUUAAACUCACAACAAACUCACAAACAUACUUUUUCACGCAAAAAAGAAAGAAAAAAUCCUCUGUGGCAACCACCGCCGCCUACUACCACCGUCGGUCAAACAUAAGUCGGUUCGAUGCAGCAAGAAGAAGUCAAACGCCUUGAGGUUGUCGAAAGAGAUAAAGGACGAUAUACAAGGUAUGAAGAAGAUAUACUAGAGACCUUAGGCAAAGGCAAAAUAAAAACAGUAUACAAGAGUUUUGACAAGGAAGAUGAGUUCUUAGGCAAAGGCGAAAGAAAAACAGUAUACAAGAGUUUUGAUGAGAUUGAAGAGUUAUUCGGCAAAGGCAAAGCAAAAACAGUAUACAAGAAUUUUGAUGACAUUGAAGAGUUCUUUGGCGAAGGCGAAAUAGAAACAGUGUACAGGAGUUUUGAUGAGAUUGAAGAGUUCUUAGGCAAAGGCAAAGCAAAAACAGUAUACAAGAGUUUUGAUGACAUUGAAGAGUUCGAAAGAGGAGAAAUAAAAACAGUAUACAAGAGUUUUGAUGAGAUUGAAGAGUUCUUAGGCAAAGGCGAAGCAAAAACAGUAUACAAGAGUUUUGAUGAUAUUGAAGAGUUCGAAAGAGGCGAAAUAAAAACAGUUGAUGAGAUUGGAGAGUUCGGCAGAGGCGAAGAAAAAACAGUGUACAAGAAUUUUAAUGAGAUUGGAGAGUUCGGCAAAGACUAAGAAAAAACCGUAUACAACAGUUUUGAUGAGAUUGAAUGAAUAUAAAUUGGUAGAGUAAGGCUAAGAUGGUGUCCAAAGAUGAAAAAGUCAAGAUACAUGUUUAAAAUGUUAUGAUUUAUUAGUUUAAUUAUUUUGUUCUUGUCAAACCAUAAAUCCUAAUAACUUUGUUCUUGUUUAAUAGAUUUUCAUGGUUUUAUUUAGAAUAAGGACAUGUUCACUUUAGUUUAAUUUCAGUUAAGUUUAGUUCA
Messenger RNA from Chenopodium quinoa (quinoa), 1125 nucleotides. RefSeq lists its product as uncharacterized. The record is from RefSeq and is a predicted model, not a curated record. The transcript is spliced from 2 exons. NCBI's taxonomy places the organism in Eukaryota, Viridiplantae, Streptophyta, Magnoliopsida, Caryophyllales, Amaranthaceae. Bases 287 to 877 code for a protein of 196 amino acids.